Messenger RNA from Sabethes cyaneus, 1863 nucleotides. Its product is annotated as glucose dehydrogenase [FAD, quinone]-like. Bases 1 to 1863 code for a protein of 620 amino acids. Gene Ontology annotation, molecular function: oxidoreductase activity, acting on CH-OH group of donors; flavin adenine dinucleotide binding. Lineage: Eukaryota; Metazoa; Arthropoda; Insecta; Diptera; Culicidae. The transcript has 2 exons. The record is from RefSeq and is a predicted model, not a curated record.
AUGGCUCUUGGACUCGCUUCCAUAGCGGCAGUAGCUGGAGGAAUCACGCACACACCGAUAGCACUACUCACUCUCAUACCACUUAUAGCUGUAGGAGUCAAUUACUAUAGAUACCAAAGUGUGGAUCCGGAAUCAAAACCAAUAGACGAAGAAACAAUACGACGCUACUAUGACUUCGUGGUCAUUGGUGCUGGUUCGGCUGGUGCAGUUAUGGCUUCACGACUUUCGGAAAUGGCAGAUUGGUCCGUUCUUCUGCUGGAAGCGGGAGGCGAUGAAACGGAGGUGACCGAUGUUCCUUCGCUAGCAGGCUAUCUUCAGUUGACAGAGUUCGACUGGAAGUACCAAACAACACCUUCAGGGGACCGUCGGUAUUGUCAAGCGAUGAUAGGCGAUCGGUGUAAUUGGCCUAGAGGAAAAGUAAUGGGAGGUUCAAGUGUGCUAAAUGCGAUGGUGUAUGUGAGAGGUAACCGGAAGGACUACGACAGUUGGUUAGAACAGGGAAAUAUUGGUUGGGAUUACGAAAAUGUUCUACCGUACUUUCUUAAAUCCGAGGAUAACAGAAAUCCCUAUAUGGCACAAUCACCGUAUCACGCAGUGGGAGGCUACCUGACAGUCCAGGAAGCACCAUGGAGAACGCCAUUAUCCGUAGCGUUCGUUCAGGCAGGCCAAGAGAUGGGAUACGAAUACAGAGACAUCAAUGGAGCGGAGCAAACUGGAUUCAUGCUACUGCAGGCAACAAUGCGACGUGGUAGUCGCUGUAGUACAUCGAAAGCAUUCAUACGUCCAGUACGGUUAAGAAAGAACUUACACGUAGCCAUGCAUGCCCAUGUUACGCGCAUACUUUUCGAUAAAAACAAUAGAGCAUAUGGAGUGGAAUUCUCACGCCACAACAAAAGGCAGCUGGUUUUUGCCAAGAAGGAAAUUAUACUAUCAGCUGGAGCGUUGAACACUCCACAAAUCCUGAUGUUGAGUGGCGUGGGCCCGGCAGACCAUCUUGCUGACUUAGGCAUUCCAGUUUUGUCGGAUCUUCCCGUCGGGGACAACUUGCAAGAUCACGUUGGCUUAGGAGGCUUAACAUUCGUGAUAGACGAACCAGUGACUGUGAAAACAUCUCGUUUCACGACAAUACCAGUAGCAUUUGAAUAUCUCUUCAACGAAAGGGGUCCUAUGACAUUCCCAGGAAUAGAAGGUUUAGCUUUCGUCAACACCAAAUACGCGGAUCCGUCGGGAAAAUGGCCGGACAUCCAAUUUCAUUUCGGACCAAGCUCGGUCAAUUCGGAUGGAGGGCAGUACAUCCGAAAAAUUCUCAACUUACGGGACGGCUUCUACAACACCGUGUACAAACCUCUACAAAAUGCCGAAACCUGGACGAUUCUACCUCUUCUUUUGCGACCGAAAAGUACCGGUUGGGUACGACUCCAGUCGCGAAACCCCUUCGUACAGCCCGCAAUUGAACCGAAUUAUUUUGCCCACCCAGAAGAUGUUGCAGUUCUUGUGGAGGGCAUUAAAAUAGCGGUAAACGUGUCCGCUACUCAAGCAUUCCAACGCUUUGGGUCACGGCCGCACAAGAUCCCAUUACCUGGCUGUCGACAUCUGCCGUUCAUGUCCGAUGAGUAUUGGGCAUGUUGCAUCAAACAGUUCACCUUCACUAUCUACCAUCCGACGGGAACUGCAAAAAUGGGACCAAGCUGGGACCCUGGCGCAGUGGUUGAUGCACGAUUGCGAGUAUACGGAGUGUCCGGAUUGAGAGUGGUAGAUGCUAGCAUUAUGCCAACGAUCAUCAGCGGCAAUCCAAACGCACCAGUGAUCAUGAUCGCCGAAAAGGCAGCUGACAUGAUUAAACAAGACUGGGGUCGCUGGUGA